Messenger RNA from Dromiciops gliroides (monito del monte), 3026 nucleotides. RefSeq names its product MSS51 mitochondrial translational activator (gene MSS51). NCBI's taxonomy places the organism in Eukaryota, Metazoa, Chordata, Mammalia, Microbiotheria, Microbiotheriidae. The transcript has 8 exons. The record is from RefSeq and is a predicted model, not a curated record. Bases 809 to 2155 code for a protein of 448 amino acids.
UAUUUCAUUGUUUAUUGUGGAGCUUUUCUUACCAUCUCUUUUGCUGUAUUCUGAAGAAUAUGUAAGCCUGGAGUGAAUCCUGUCAGGUUUGGCAUAUAGAGUAUCAAUUAUAUGAAAAAGGACCUCCUGCUACAGUACUGAUGGAGAGUCUAUCCUGAACACAGUUGGUACCUACAGUUCUUUCAUGCCUUCCCUGCCCUAAUCAGACGACCCUGAUUCUUUGAGGCCCUGAGUCAGUGACUGCCCGUGCCAACGAAAUGCUGAUCAGUAAAUCCCAUAUGACUUUCCCCGAAGCAGAUUCAGAUCUGGACUGAAUAAAAACACUGUUCAGGAUUGGAAGCAGCCUGCGGGGCCAAGGAUCCAACUUCUGUCUGGUGUCUCCUUUUUCCUAGCCAUCCUUUGGUGAAUUUGAGGAGUGUUGACAGCCACCUGAGCUGUAUUGGCAAAGAAUAGGGGUCAGAGUAAGCCGGGUCUUUGGCAGGGAGCCAGUCCCCCCACUAUUCUCAUUAGGGAGAAUCUGGUCCUGGCAGUCUGGCUGGCAGGGGACACUCAAUCACAAGGGUCCAACAUUUCAGCAGUUUGGAGAGUAAAGUGAUAGCAGAGGACAGCUGUAGCUCAGCCAUAGACCAGAGUCUGAGGAGAUCAAGCUUUCACUUCACUUGAAAGAAAGAGAAGGAAGGAACCAAGGGCUUAGCAGGAGAAUGAUCCAGGAGUUUUCCUCUUGUUAACCCAGAAGUUAGAAAGUUUUUGAUGCCAAGGCCAGAACUCUUAUCUGCACUAACAACGCAGGCCACAGACUCCAGCUGACAUGGCUCCUCGGAGACGGCGCAGGAAGCACUCUGCACCAGUGGUUUCCCCUCAGGUGGCCCUGGCCCCUGCAGUCUCAGGUCCUAGCAUUGAUGAACUUGGCUUUCUCUCUUUGGAGAAUAAUGUCCCUGGCCUAUCCCAGGUUAUCCUUCAAAAGCUGAACAUGAAGAGCUAUGAGGAAUACAAGGCAGUGGUGAAUGGGGGAACCCCCAAGGCAGGAUUCGGAAUCCACAGUCUCAGUGACAUGUUCCAGCGCCUGGAAGACACCUUCCGGUUCUGCGCUCGGUGCCGAGUGCUUCCUGAUGGACUCCCUGACUCUAAUGUCCUCCGCCGCUGUAAGAGGUGCAGAAAUGUCUAUUACUGUAGUCCUGAAUGCCAGAGGGCAGACUGGCCAGUACACAAGAAGGUCUGUUGGGAGCUUCAGCUUGUGGCUAUAGACCGACUAUUGGAGUGGCUAGUGGUCACAGGUGACUUUUCCCUGCCUUCAGGCCCUUGGCCAUGGCCACCAGGGGCUGUUCGGGACUGGGAUACCUGGUUUUCAAUGUGGGGAACACAGCUGGAUACCCUGCUGGAAUCUGUACUGGGGGGUCACGCAAUGUCUGCCUUGUGGGACAGUGUGGGGCGCCCGCGUCCAGACCCAGAUAGUCUACGGGGCUCUCUGCGCCGGCUUCUGACAGACACCCUUUCUCAGCCCCUGACAUUGGGAUUAGGGCUACGGACAUUGGUGGGGAGUACAGGGCAGCCGGGUGGGGUCACAGUGCAUGUGGUAGGUGCCUCCCAUGUAGAGACUUUCCUUACCAGCCAUGGGAUUUACAAUGAGCUUAUACAGAUGUUUCCUGGAUACGGUGGCCUCCGAGUAAUCAUGGUUGGUGUGGACUUGGCUGUGGAGUCCCUCCCUCAGCUUCCCUCAGUCUUACCCUCAGCUCCUGGUACGAUUCAGCUCGGCGGCUACAGGGGCCUUUAUCAUGACUUCUGGGAAGAGCAGAUAGAGACAGGCCAAGCAGUCUGGCCAGACCUUGUGGCAGCGUUUCAUCCGGGUUUCCAUGCCAGCCAAGACUUGCUGGCUGGCUGGUUGCCCACCCUACUGCUGCUUCGUGAUUAUGAGAUCCCCACUCUCUUCACUGUGUAUAGCCAACAGGAGCUGACAGCUUCCCUGCAGAUCCUCAUGAAACUAGAGACUGGAAUCAUUGCUUAUGGAGAUAACCCUUUUGCUUCCCUUAAACCUGAGCAAGCCUAUACCAACCCCAACAAGCCAUCCGUGUACUGCAGCGCUCACUACAUCAUGUGUCGGGGGACAACCCGACAACUGGAUGGAGAAGCAGUAGGAAGAAUGGAUAAUAGGAUUUAAAUAGCUGGGGAUACUUUCCAAAGAACCCCAUGAGGGCUUUUAUUAUCUCCAUUUUUACACUUGAGGAAACUGAGGCAGACAGCAAUUAGGUGACUUGCCUAAGGUCAUACAGCUAGUCACUGCCUGAGUGCAGAUCUGAACUUGGGUCUUUUCAACUCCAGGCUGAGAUCUGUAUCCACUAUGCGGGGUAGUGGUCCCUGAAUCAGUGCCUAUUCUACCCUUUGAGAAGUGUCCUAAGUACCCCAUUUUCUGCUGCUUCCUAUGAAUUAUCCUCACACUUUUGUCCUUGGAAUUGCCUCACUGCUUUAGUGUUAGUAUUCCAGGUCUGCUUGUGGGGCGUUAGGCCUGGACUGAUGGAAUUCCUCUGUAUCACAAGGUCCAUGCUGGCCCAAUAAACUUCUUUAGUGUCUGAAACCACUUGUUUAGCUCUGUUGCCUGUCUUUGGAUCAGAUUUGUGAUUUUGGUAUAGGGAACUCCUGAAGAGGAAGCUCCUGCCAGCACACUUCUGCAACCUAGUCUUAGUUGUCCAAAGCAUUGCCAAUUAAAGUCACACAGUCAGCCGGUAUGUUUGUUGGACCCCAGAGCUAUCUCCAUCCAAGUCAUGCAGCUCCUAACCUGUUAAGCUGAAAAAACAAUUCAGAUAGAACCCCAAGAUGGCAUCUCUCUGCUCUGUCAGGUGAAUGAUUGAGCGUUGUCUUUCAAACCUGGCCCAUCAGCUUGUCUCUGUGUUGUUCUUGUCUUUCUUGAGCUCAGAAUGUGCUUUUAGGCCUUCCUUCCUGCAGCCUUAGCAGGGCUUGAUCACCUUCUCCCCCCUUUCUCCCAACACAUACAUUGUGAGUCCUUUGUGACCCAGCUGGGUGAAUGAAAUGCU